GCUCAGUCUCAAGCAAAAGCCAUCUCCCACUGCCAUGGAGCUCUCGUCCACCUCAACCUCGCUCUUCAUCCUCCUCCUCUGUUUCUUGCCUCUCCUCUACUUUCUCUACGUGCACCAGGACCCCAGGAAGCGGCCUCGCGCCCAUGGCCUCAAGUCAUACCCCGUCGUUGGCACGCUGCCUCACCUCAUCAAGAACAAGGACCGCUUCCUCGAGUGGUCGACCGGCGUCCUGAAGCGCAGCCCCACGCACACCAUGUCGUUCAAGGCGCUUGGCCUCACCGGCAGCGCCAUCACCGCCAGCCCGGCGAACGUCGAACACGUGCUGAAGACCAACUUUGGUAACUACGUCAAGGGUGAGACCGGCAUCCGUAUGCUCGAGGACUUCCUUGGCCACGGGAUCUUCAACUCCAACGGCGAGCAGUGGCUGUGGCAACGGAAGGCCGCCAGCUACGAGUUCAACGACCGCUCGCUCAGGAACUUCGUGCUGGACACCGUCCAGUUCGAGGUCGUCGAGAGGCUGCUGCCGCUGCUGGAGCGUGCGGGGCGCGACGGCCGGACGCUGGACGUGCAGGACGUACUCGAGCGCUUUGCGUUCGACAAGAUCUGCCGCGUGGUGUUCGACGAGGACCCGGCGUGCCUCGCCGUCGCCGAGCAGAGCACGGGCACACCCCAGAGCGCGGAGUUCGCGCGAGCGUUCAACGACGCGCAGAAGGUCAUCAUGUCCCGGUUCUUUACGCCGGUGAAGUCGCUGUGGCGCGUCAAGAGGCUGUUCAACAUGGAACCGGAGAGACGGAUGCGGGAGGCGCUCGCCACGAUCCACGGCCACACCGAGCGGAUCAUCCGGGAGCGCAGGGAGAGAUGGGAGCGCGGGCUGGCGCGCGGGGACGAUUUCCUGUCGCGCUUCGCCGCGGGCGACAGGCACAGCGACGAGAGCCUCCGCGACGUGGUCACCAACUUCCUCCUCGCCGGGCGCGAGACGACGGCGUCGGCGCUGACCUGGUUUUUCUGGCUGGUAUCCGGACGUCCCGACGUGGAGGGAAAGAUAGCUCGCGAGGUCCGCGCGGUGCGGCGUGCGUCGUCGAGCGACGGCGGCAAGAGCGGGCCGGCGUUCAGCCUCCACGAGCUGCGCGGCAUGCACUACCUGCACGCGGCCAUCACCGAGUCCAUGCGGCUGUACCCGCCGGUGUCCAUGGACACGUACAGCUGCAAGGAGGACGACUUCCUCCCGGACGGCACGUUCGUCGGGAAAGGAUGGCAGGUGACGUACUCCGCGUACGCCAUGGGGCGGGUGGAGGACAACUGGGGCUUGGACUGCGAGGAGUUCAGGCCGGAGCGGUGGCUGGACGAGGCGGGCGUGUUCCGGCCGGAGAGCCCGUUCAAGUACACGGUGUUCCACGCGGGGCCCAGGAUGUGCCUCGGCAAGGAGAUAGCCUACGUACAGAUGAAGUCCAUCGUGGCGUGCGUGUUCGAGAGGUUCAGCCUCCGUUACACCGGCGGCGAGGGGCACCCGGGGCUCGUCGUCUCGCUGGCGCUGCGCAUGGAGGGUGGCUUGCCGAUGCAAGUUGCCAUCAGGGGGCAAGAAGAAGCAGCAUCCUGCUAGUCCGGCUGUUCCCGAUGACUUUUCCGCUGAUACUUUUUGGCGGGUCGUUGUCGGUUGAUACGAGAAAUAAUGCAUACCGAAAACAAAUUAACU
This is a messenger RNA of Oryza brachyantha (malo sina), 1693 nucleotides long. Its product is annotated as cytochrome P450 94B3-like. Bases 35 to 1600 code for a protein of 521 amino acids. Gene Ontology annotation, molecular function: iron ion binding; oxidoreductase activity, acting on paired donors, with incorporation or reduction of molecular oxygen; heme binding. Lineage: Eukaryota; Viridiplantae; Streptophyta; Magnoliopsida; Poales; Poaceae. The record is from RefSeq and is a predicted model, not a curated record. The transcript has a single exon.